Molecule: messenger RNA, 2649 nt
Organism: Colletotrichum phormii
Lineage: Eukaryota; Fungi; Ascomycota; Sordariomycetes; Glomerellales; Glomerellaceae
Product: fungal-specific transcription factor domain-containing protein
Exons: 4
Coding region: 241-2430 (729 amino acids)
Biological process (GO): regulation of DNA-templated transcription; DNA-templated transcription
Molecular function (GO): DNA binding; zinc ion binding; DNA-binding transcription factor activity, RNA polymerase II-specific
Source: RefSeq, a predicted model, not a curated record
GCCACAUCUUUAUUUUCUCCUCUCUCUACUACGGAUACACUAGAACGGAUCCCCCUUGCAACUAUCCUACCGACGGACUUCGCCCGCCAGGGAACCAUCCAUAAGGGCCUCGCGCCCACGCGUGUCAAAGACUUGGUCGGGUCUCGUUGCCCCCCAUUCAUGGACGACGCCGUCCUGUCUCAAACUCUUCCCGUGGCAACUACUGCAUAACCACGAGGCCAUUCAGCCUCAGCCCUACCAAUGAGUACCAACUCCGGUCAACACAAGAGCCAAAGGGUUCUGGCCUGUGUUCUCUGCCAACAUCGCAAGAUCAAAUGCGACCGGAACACCCCCUGCUCUAACUGUAUAAAGGCCAACGUCACAUGUACACCUUCAACGCCGGCUCCCGCACGCAAGCGCAGGAGGCCAAACCAGGACUUACAAGAAAGACUCGCCAGAUGCGAGGCUUUACUAAAACAGUAUGCCACGACAGGUAGCGAUACGACGACGACGCCUCCUGGGACGGCGGCGACUCUUUCGCCCAUGACUUUUGCCACACCUUCUUCGGCUGGGCCGUCGCCGAGUAUGCCACAGCUGCCACUGCCCUCGGGGUCCGCUUCAGUAUCCGAGGACACAUCUCCACCCGCGACAUCCUGGAAGCCGGCCGGCAAAGUCGUAGUUGAAGAUGGCAGCGUCCGCUUCAUGGACAGUUAUGUUUGGGCAACAGUGCAUGAUCAGUUGACCGCAAUGCGACAAAUCAUCGAAGCCGAGGAAGAGGAACAGAGUGUUCUAGGAUCCGACGCCGUGACCCCCGACGACAACGUAGAUCUUCUUCUGAACGAUAUUGCCGCGAUCGACCUGGAAGAUGUCACCCCAUCUCCCGUUCAAAUAUUCAGACUUUGGCAGGUGUUUUUGGAGAGGGUCAACCCAAUCACCAAACUCAUUCACGUGCCCAGUCUGCAACCCCUGGUUGUGGAAGCGGCUGCGAACCACUCGAAUGUCGCGAACAACGCCCAGGCUCUGCUAUUUGCCAUUUACCUCGUCGCAUCUCUCACCAUGACCGAGGCAGAAGCCAGACAGAUGCUGGAUGCGUCAAAAGAGGAGGCCCUCAAGAAGUUCACUGCUGGUGUCAAGGCGGCUUUAACCAAGGUCAACUUCCUCAAGAACCACGACUUGAUGACGCUGCAAGCUUUGAUAUUGUACCUGGUCUCUCUUCAGGGGCGAUAUAACCGCCACGCGGCUUGGGUGCUCAGUGGUGUGCUAAUCCGUAUUGCGCAAAAGAUGGGACUUCACAGGGAUGGAGAUUUGCUCAACCUCACUCCAUACGAGACGGAAAUGCGACGACGACUGUGGUGGCAGAUUAUCAUGUUGGACACGAAAUAUGCUAUGGUCUCGGGAUUCUGCGACACGCUACUACCAUGGAACUGGGACACGAAUACGCCGCAGAACGUAAACGAUGCCGAUCUCUUCCCCGGAUCGACCGAACCCGUCCAGCCUCGUGAAGGCCCGACAGAAAUGGCAUUCUGCCUGCUCUUGUACGAAGUCGGUCGUUUUAUCGUCGAAAACCGUAUCCCCGAUUUCGAAGCCGUCGUUCUCGGCGCUAUGGAGAACGACAGCCAAGAUUCCCAACUGGCGACUCAGACUUCGCUUGCCAAGUACCGGACAUUGGUCGACAAUCUCGAUGCGAAACUCGUAGCCCUCGAAAAGCGAUACUGCGAUCCCCUUGCCGGCAACAUUCACAUCGUAGCGACCAAAAUCCGAUCCAUGGUUACUGACAAGAUGCGGGCUAUGAUGAUCCCCAUGCGCGAACUGCCCGAGUUCGGCACAGAGAUCUUCAACGUGCAGGACAACAUGUUCCGGAUAUCGCUUAUGCACCACGAGCACAACGUCGAAUUGUACGACUUUAUGGAGAACACUGGCUUUGUGUGGUUCUUUAAGCUUCAUUUCCAAAUCGACGUCUUCAUCGUCAUGGCUGGACAGCUUUACAAGAGACCGACAGGCAAGCUGGCCGACCGCGCUUGGAAGGUGGUCGACAGGAUAUAUCAGUACCACGAGGAGCUGUGGGACAUGUCGAAGAAGGAGAACACGCAGCUGGGCGUUUACAUGCUCAAGGCCUGGAGGGCACGAGAGCGCGCUCUGGUCCAACUCGGCCUACCCUACGAUACACCGGUUGCUAUCCCCCGACUGCAGGAUAUCGUGCCUCAGACGAGCUCGGAAGCGUCGUCUUGCGGACCCUCGCCGGCACAGACGAUGAAGAUGGAGAUUCCUCCGAGGCACGACCAACCCAUGGACCAAUUCCUCGGCAAUUUCCUUGACACUACAAACUUUUACGAUUUGGAUAUGUGGGCGGACUUGGGUGUUCCCAACGGCAACAUGAACCAGCAGUCUUCAUCAAACAUGUUUGGGCAAUUUGGGAAUUUCGGCGUGCCACCAACGAAUAGGGGAUGGUGAACGUGCGGCAUCAUUGGGAUUUCACGUCAUGCUAGCUCCGGUGCCUGGGUAGAAAAUGGGAAAGUCAAGGGAGUGAACUUGGUCAGGGGGGGGUGUAAGGACCCGGGUAUCUACAAUCAAUCUCUCGUUGAAUUAGAAAGAGACGGGAAAUCAUUACUUGGGGCAUUCUUUGGAUUUGUCUUUGUCUUUUGGUGUUAGGAUUUUACAAAGAGACAACUC